AUGGGGCUCGCGGAGAAACAUCACGCAGUCUCCAACGUUGCGUACGAUGUCGACGCUCGCGAACUUGCACAACUUGGCAAGAAGCCCAUACUGCGUCGAAACUUCUCACCAAUCGCCAUCCUCGGGCUCUCAUGCUCUCUGAUGGUCACGUGGGAGGGUUUGUUCAGCGUCUUCGUCUUCGGUCUGCAAAAUGGCGGCCCCGCGGGUCUAAUCUAUGGGUUCUUGUUUGUAUGGACCGGUUACACUUGCGUUGUCGCCACUAUGGGCGAGCUUGUCAGUAUGUGGCCCACCGCGGGUGGGCAGUAUCAUUGGGUCCAUGUGCUUGCACCGGAAGGAUGGAAAGACGUCCUUAGCUACCUUACUGGAUGGCAAAGCGUGAUUGCGUGGCAGGCAGUCACGGCUUCAGGUUGCUAUCUUAUGGCUACAGCGGUCCAAGGCCUCGUCAUCAACUCUCAAUCCACUUACAAGCCCGAACGCUGGCACGGCACGCUUUUAGCCAUCGCUAUUAUUCUUGUCUGCUUACUGUUCAACAGUUUUCUAUCCAAGGGUUUGCCGCAUGUCGAGACUGCGACGUUGGCGCUCCAUGUAUCACUUUUCCUCAUCAUACUUGUAGUCAUCACAGUCAUGUCGCCAACUAAGAGCAGCCACAGCGAAGUCUGGGCAUCAUUUCUUAAUGAAGGAGGAUACGAAAGCAAAGGACUUAGCUUUUUCGUUGGCCUUAUUACCCCCGUGUUUGCAUUCACGGGUGUAGACGGCGCCGUUCACAUGAGUGAAGAGGUCCGCAACUCGAGCCGCGUAGUCCCCUGGGCGAUGAUGGGUACGUACCUCCAGCUACCAAAGCAAUUCCAUUCGCUGACAGCAAAACAUCAGGAUCCAUCCUCAUCAACGGCGUCACCGGCUUCGGCAUGCUCAUCGCAAUACUCUACUGCAUCGGCGACAUCGACGCCGCCCUCAGCACACCCACCGGCUACCCCUUCAUCGAAAUUUUCUCCUACGCCACCCGCUCAUCCGCUGGCGGGACCGCCGUCUCUGCGCUGAUUGUGACCAUGUUCGCGCUCUGCACCGUAUCUACCCUCGCUUCCGCAUCUCGCCAGCUGUGGGCGUUUGCACGGGACAACGCCGUACCCAACGCGCAUCUCAUCUCAUACGUGCAUCCGCGCAUGAAAGUGCCCAUCGUCAGCAUCGGCGUCACGACCCUGAUCUCCUGCUUCUUGAGCCUAAUCAAUAUCGGGAGUACGACCGCCUUUAAUGCUAUUGUCAGCCUGACUGUGUCAGGGUUCUUCGGGAGCUAUAUUCUGCCAUUCUCAUUGCUUUUGUAUGCGCGCAUCAAGAGGCCGCAAGACCUUCCGCCAAGUCGCUUCAGAUUGGGCAGGUGGGGCGUGCUGGUCAACGGGUAUGCAAUUGUGUGGAGCAUGCUCGUCCUGUUCUUCAGUUUCUGGCCGCAGAACGUUCCGGUCACACCGCUGAACAUGAACUGGAGUGUUCUGCUGUGGGGUACGGUUAAUAUAUUUGCUGUGGUGUUCUGGUGCGCACACGGGAGGAGGGUGUAUAAAGGGCCGGUUGUGGAAACACAUGCUAACACUAUGUUGGAGGGGAACAUCGUUGCGAAGCACGUGUAG
This is a messenger RNA of Ascochyta rabiei, 1619 nucleotides long. RefSeq lists its product as uncharacterized. Gene Ontology annotation, cellular component: membrane. NCBI's taxonomy places the organism in Eukaryota, Fungi, Ascomycota, Dothideomycetes, Pleosporales, Didymellaceae. The transcript has 3 exons. The record is from RefSeq and is a predicted model, not a curated record. Gene Ontology annotation, molecular function: transmembrane transporter activity. Gene Ontology annotation, biological process: transmembrane transport. The coding region runs from base 1 to 1038 and encodes 345 amino acids.